Molecule: messenger RNA, 1999 nt
Organism: Drosophila kikkawai
Lineage: Eukaryota; Metazoa; Arthropoda; Insecta; Diptera; Drosophilidae
Gene: Zip89B
Product: Zinc/iron regulated transporter-related protein 89B
Biological process (GO): zinc ion transmembrane transport
Cellular component (GO): plasma membrane
Molecular function (GO): zinc ion transmembrane transporter activity
Source: RefSeq, a predicted model, not a curated record
CGAGCGAUCAACACCUGUGCGGAUCUGAAAACCCAAAUAUAAAUCUAAACCCACCAAGCAACCCACCGCGCAAACCCACCAAUUAAUCCACCAAAGGCUGCGUUUGUGCUACCACUUAGCGGACUCUUAGCGGGCUCUCCCAUGCAAAUGAAGUGAGUGAAAAGCGGCUGAGAAAGUGAAAAGUCGGGCGGAAUGCAACUGCAGAAGGCGACCCUACCAGAUGAGCCCAUCCCCCAACAUUCGAAUUCAGAGCAGACCCAUUGAGAUUCCAAGCGCAGCACAUGCCCAUGCCGCUGGAACUGUUUUAGCCAAGAGCGAGGAACAGGGGAGCGAGUAGCAGGUUCGAGAGAUCAGUGGAAGCCCAAACAAAACAAACCAACCAAAACAGUGAAGCGAUUCCGAAAGCGGCAGCCAACAUGAAUCAAACGCAAGUGAAUAAUUUUCUCAAGUGCUUCCUGCAAAUCGAUGAGCCCGCCGGUCAUUGGAUAUCGCGUCAUGACGACGAGGAACACGAUCACGACCACGAUCACGACGAUCAUGACGAGGAGGAGGACGAUGACAGCGGUGUGCUGGUGGCCAAGGUCACCGCCAUGGUGGUUCUCUUCUGCGCCAGCACCAUCUGCGGCUCCAUUCCCUUUCUGCUGAACCGCUGCUACCGCUGGACGGAGAACCAGACGAACGCCCGGUCAGCGAUUGUGGUCAAGUGCCUGCUCUACUUUGGCGGCGGUGUCCUGCUGGCCACCACAUUUUUGCAUCUACUGCCCGAGGUCCAGGAGGUCGUGGAAGAGCUACAGGAAUGUGGCAUCAUUGGAGAACUUACCUUCCCACUGGCGGAGCUGCUCAUGUGUUGCGGCUUCUUCCUUAUGUACUUCAUAGAGGAGGCCAUGCACACGUACGUGCAUCACCAUCAAAAGGACGAGGCGGGAGCGGCCUUUGAGCGUGGCCACAGCAUCCGGAAUAGUCACCUGCUGAAGCCCACAGAGGCCACAGCGCCGCCAGCCAAUCAAGUCACGGGUGCCGGUAGUGCCACCUCGGAGCUGGGAACACUUUCCGUGCAGAACCUCCUGCAAAACGAUCUUGAGCAGCAGAAAUUCGCCUCUAAGCCCCAGAGCCAGGCCAAUGGUCAUGCCCAUGGUCAUGCCCAUGGACAUGGACAUGGACACGGACAUAGUCAUCUUCCUGUGAUAGCAGACGAUGCCUCCGCCGGAGACAUGUUGGCCUCAUCGCUGCGCGGACUCUUUAUCGUGUCCGCUUUGUCGCUUCACGAACUCUUCGAGGGCAUGGCCAUCGGAUUGGAGGGCUCCGCCAGCUCCGUGUGGUUCAUGUUCGGAGCCGUUUCCGCCCACAAAUUGGUGCUGGCCUUCUGCGUGGGCGUGGAACUCAUCGUUGCCCGUACAAGGCUCACGCUAGCAGUGAUCUACGUGCUGACCUUUGCUGUGGUCAGCCCCCUCGGCAUAGGCAUUGGCAUCCUGAUAAACCACGGCCAGGAGACCACUGGACCCAGCCUGGUUUCGGCCAUCUUGCAGGGCUUUGCCUGCGGCACGCUCAUAUACGUGGUCUUCUUCGAGAUCCUCUCGAAGAACAGGUCCGGUCUGCGCGCCUAUCUGGCCCUCUUUGUUGGCUUCCUCGUCAUGUUCGGCCUACAGCAGCUAACUUCCGGUGGCGGACACGGCCACAGUCAUAGUCACAGCAGCUGCUCGGCCCAUACGGACGACCACCAUGAGACUGAGACCAGGUCUGGCUCGGACCACGUCCAUGAUCACGAGCACGACCAUGAUCAUGCCCACCCGCCGCCUAACCACAACCAUGCCGAAGAACUGGCCGCCGUCCAUAACUACGAGCAGCAGCUGCAGCUCCUGCGACAGGUGACCCAGAAACUGUUGGAAGCACACCCCAAGAAGGACGUCUAGACUUUAAGCUGCAAAGCAGAAUUUUGAUCUAAUUUAUAUUGUAAUAUAUGUAUUUAUCUAGAAAUAAAGCCUAAGAUUAGUUAAAGUAA